Messenger RNA from Racocetra fulgida, 597 nucleotides. NCBI's taxonomy places the organism in Eukaryota, Fungi, Glomeromycota, Glomeromycetes, Diversisporales, Gigasporaceae. The record is from the annotation of a GenBank genome assembly.
AUGACUGCUAUUAUGAUUGCAAAAUGGGUUGCUGAUGGAAUUGUCAAACAUGGACUUUAUGAUCUUUUGAUUUCUCUCAAUGAUCAUCCAUUCUUGGAUUCCAAAGCAGAAUAUAUUACUACCGCAUCUACUAUGGAUCUUUGUCAAAGAGAUACCGAAGUUAUUGAUAUUAAUCAACGAAAUACUAUUUUUGAUCUGAAGACUAAAUUAAACAAACUAAAUGACGGUUUUCCAAUAGUUGAUGGUACAAUGUUGGUUGGUUACAUUGCGGCAAAUGAACUUGAACAUGCAUUAAAACAUGUAGAUGAAUUACCUGAGUCAACAGAAUGUCAGUUCGGAAAAACUGAGUUUGAAAUAUCGAUACCAAAUGGUCAUGAUGACCAUGAACAUAAAAUUACAAAUUUUACAGCUUAUACAGAUCUGGCGCCAUUGACUGUAUCAAAAAAUGCUUCGUUAGAAGUUGUACUUGAAUUAUUUAAAAAAUUAGGGUUAAGAUAUGUUUGUGUUGUAAACUGUGGACAUUAUGUUGGUGUCAUACAUAAGAAACAAUUAUUAAUUUAUUUGAGAAAUCUUGAAAAAAGGUCUCAUAAUCAAUAA